CAGCAUCAGCCUCCUGCCUCAGAGCCGGAGGCUGUCAGAGAGGGGGCGCUUCACGCUACAGCUCUCUGACACGAACAACAACUAUGCGGCUUUAGUACCUCAGCAAGACCGAAUCAAAGUUUUUUUUUUUCUUUAGCUCCACGCGGAACCACCGAGUCAAUUCCCCUGUCGGUGUUUCGGACUUUAUCUUCGGAAAUGUUAUCUUAAACUGUUAGCUAGCUAACUGGUUAGCUUCCGGGCUAGCUUCAAAUUUCGGACCGUCUUGCUCAUUGGCACUCUCUCUAAACCCCCCAAAUUCACACGGUGUCGAUCCGACAAAUCGACCUCGUCUUUGGGACAUAUCCAGAUUUGACAUUAUAAGACAACAUGGAGUCAUUUUUCGGCAGCACUAGUCCCGUUAACACCAUGAUGAAGCGGAGGCCCGACGGGAUCCCCGGGCUUUCCUCGCUCUCUCUGCCCGAGCUGAACACAAAGAACACGCACUGCAAGAAUUUGUUCUCCCCCGCACCCGCCGGUGUGCUCUCUCCUGUCACCAAUCUGGCUAAGGACAUGAACAAUUUAGUUGGGCUCGGAAGCCAAUGUGAUACACCGAAAAGGAGAAAGCAUCCACCCCUGGAGAAGGUUCCCUCCUUUGCCUCUGACGCCUCAUCUGAUGCUGGCCUCGGCAUGGAUCUCCCCAGCCCCAUGGAUGGUGUCGAAGUCGAGGACACAUUUGAGAGAGCCAUUCAACAGUCAAGCAGAAUUGUUAACGAGAGGAUGCCAAUUCGAAGAAACAACUCACUACCACUCCAUCUCCUGAGUUUCAGUCCGUCUCUGAAGGGUCAGGAAAGCGAUUCAAACCGGUAUGGAGUAUUUGGCAUGCAGCCCUCCAACAUAUCGCCUUCCUCUGAGCACGACAACAAGGAGAACAUGCCAGAGGAGAACUUUGAGUUCAAGAAACCGACCAAACCCGUGCCGCGGUGUCAUGUGCGCUCCUUCAGCAGCGGACAGGCAAAGUGCGGCUUUUCCAAUCGUCCCAGCUCCGCCCCGGCCCUCAUGUUUUCUUCACCGCCACCGAUCCAGCAGCUCGACUUUCACGACUCCAGCCCCAUGUGUCUGCGACGCUCCUCGCUAAACGACGACGACGAUGACGGCUUUUUGGACGUUCUCGACGACAACAUGGAGGACGACUCCGGGAUGCCGAUGGGGAUGGCCAGCCUGCUCACCGCCCCGCUGGUGUCCGACAGUACAGCAGAAGACUCGCCUGUGAUCCGGUGCCGCCCGCGGAGCCUGUUCCGCUCGCCGUCCAUGCCCAGCACGAUGUCCCGUCACUCCGUGAAGCGUCCCGACUGCUCCCGGGAUGAAAACACCCCGGUCAGGGUGAAGAGGCGACGCAGCGUUGCAGGAACGCAGGUCACCACCCUGGAACAAAACUCCGAAUCACCACGAAUGGGCUGUUCACACCUGCAAAGGUCCAAGUCCUUCUGUGAGACGGUGAUUGAGAAGCUUCUGGACAGCGAGGACUCUUCUGAGCUAAUAGGAGAUUUCACCAAGCCUUUCAUUAUUCCCACAGUGGAGGGGAAACAUCAAGACCUCAAAUACAUUACCUCAGACAUGAUGGUGGCAGCUCUGACCGGCAAGUUUGAUCAUCUAGUCGAGCAGGUCAUUGUCAUUGACUGUCGCUACCCGUACGAGUUUGAAGGAGGACACAUCAAGGGAGCCCUGAACCUGCACCAGGAGGACCAGGUGGAAGACUUCCUCCUGAAGGCCCCCAUCAUCCCAUCCUGCCCCGACAAGCGCGUCGUCAUCAUCUUCCACUGCGAGUUCUCGUCGGAGCGCGGCCCUCGAAUGUGCCGCUUCGUCCGGGAGCGAGACCGCGCCGUCAACGACUACCCCAAACUCCACUACCCCGAGCUCUACAUCCUCAAGGGGGGCUACAAGGACUUCUUCCCCCAUUUCCAGGCUCAGUGUGAGCCCCAGUCGUACCGGCCGAUGCACCACGAGGACUUCAAGGAGGACCUGAGGAAGUUUCGCCUCAAAAGUCGCACCUGGGCGGGAGAGCGGAGCAAGAGGGAGAUGUACGGCCGGCUGAAGUUCUGAGCGCCUCCGACACGCACGCGCAAACGGACUCCGUGACCCACUAUCAAAGACAAACCUUUUGGGACGCGCGCAAACAACGAGAAAAAGGGGAUUUAUUUUUUGUUUUUGACGUCCCAGAAGUUCACUAUAGCAAAGUCAGUUAUUUAUGCAAAUUUAAAAAGAAGGGAGGAGGCGUGAAAUGAUGAUGAGCCCUCGGCUUGAAGACGUUGCCGAGGUGCAGUGAACAGAUUUUAUUGAGGUGAUCUGAAGCAAUUUGUGUGUUUUUUAAAAACCACUUGGACCUACUGCCCGUUUUUAUUUUUUUUAAAGAUGCAAUAACACAACCACACCACAACACAACACAGCGCCCAGUCUGACGUCUGCCUCUCGGUCUCCUCAGUGGAUGCUUCUGAUUUUUAUUUUGAAUUUGUCAUGUUCCCAUUUUAUUCAAGCACUUAAUUUAAAUACCUUGAAAUGGUGCUUUUUUUUUUUUUUUUUUUUUUUUUUUUUAACACGGCUUUUUAUGUUUUUUCUAAUAGUUUGUGUUGAGACAAUGAUUUAAACUAUGCUUCCUUUUAAUUGAAUAUUUUAAAUACAACGUUAAAAACUAUAAGAAUAAUGCAGAACCAACACUUGACCAUUUUUAUUUUCUCAGAAAAUACCAAAGCUAAAACACUGAACUACCUGUGAACUUUGCAGUGAGAUUUUUUUUCGGAUGCUGCAGGUCGGCGAUAGUGAAACGAUUUGUUUCGAUCGGAGAAACACGUCUUGGGUUUUUGCUUUGACUCCCUAACUUUUCAGAGAGAGUAAAUGUCUCGAGCCUCUGCGGAGCUGAUGGUGUCUGUUUGUAAUGAAUCGGGUGCUUCUAAUGUUUUGGUCCAGGCUCGUGGGGGAGCUGCUGAAAUAAAGAUCCAAUGUGCGUUCAAAAGCAAAA
Mugil cephalus (flathead mullet) is the source of this 2992-nucleotide messenger RNA. RefSeq names its product cell division cycle 25B (gene cdc25b). The coding region runs from base 367 to 2079 and encodes 570 amino acids. Gene Ontology annotation, molecular function: protein tyrosine phosphatase activity. Gene Ontology annotation, biological process: positive regulation of G2/MI transition of meiotic cell cycle; protein dephosphorylation; G2/M transition of mitotic cell cycle. The record is from RefSeq and is a predicted model, not a curated record. Gene Ontology annotation, cellular component: nucleus; cytoplasm. The transcript has 15 exons. NCBI's taxonomy places the organism in Eukaryota, Metazoa, Chordata, Actinopteri, Mugiliformes, Mugilidae.